This is a messenger RNA of Kwoniella botswanensis, 294 nucleotides long. RefSeq lists its product as uncharacterized. Gene Ontology annotation, cellular component: PAM complex, Tim23 associated import motor. NCBI's taxonomy places the organism in Eukaryota, Fungi, Basidiomycota, Tremellomycetes, Tremellales, Cryptococcaceae. Gene Ontology annotation, molecular function: ATPase activator activity. Gene Ontology annotation, biological process: protein import into mitochondrial matrix. The record is from RefSeq and is a predicted model, not a curated record. The transcript is spliced from 2 exons. Bases 1 to 294 code for a protein of 97 amino acids.
AUGGCAUCAGCAACAGUCAUAGGACUGAGUCUCCUCGGGGCGGGUCUAGCAGGUAGAGUGGGAUAUCAGAUGUUCAGAGCGUCCGCAAGUGGCGCAGAUAAAUUCCUGAAAGGCGGUUUCAAGGCGAAGAUGGAUAAAGCCGAGGCAUUGCAGGUGUUGGGAUUGAGAGACCCAAUAACGUCAAAUCGACUGAAAGAUGCCCAUCGACGAUUGAUGUUGGCGAACCAUCCUGAUAGAGGUGGAUCACCUUAUUUGGCUGGGAAAGUGAACGAAGCGAAAGCUCUGUUAGAGUGA